Messenger RNA from Cladocopium goreaui, 783 nucleotides. The record is from the annotation of a GenBank genome assembly. NCBI's taxonomy places the organism in Eukaryota, Dinophyceae, Suessiales, Symbiodiniaceae.
AUGGCCGGGGCUGCUAGGGCAUUUCGGAGGGCAGUGCUGCAUGGUCUGCUUCUCCUUGCGGUGCAGUGGUCAAGGGCAUGGCUGGGCCUCGCCCACAGAGGCGAUCGGCUCAAAAGAUGGGUAGUCCGACAGGCGACAGGGGAGCAGAAUGCCUUGCAAGAGAAGGCGAGGACCGAGGCGCCCGUUCUCUUUGGGGACUCCGACUUGAAGCUUCCGGAUGAGACGGCGUUGGCCCUUCGCGCUCGAGCUCGGCGGCGUGCAGAUUGGGCUCGCAAGAGGUUGGACCUCCACACGGAAGACGUCUUGGAGGAUAUUCCUGCAACCUUGGAGGGAGAUCGAGCACAGGAUGUGGAGCGCGAGGGCAAUCUGAUUCGCAAGAGAGUGGAGGCGAAGCGUGCAAAGGAACGCCAGGAGGCAGAGUUGAAGGCCACGACGUCGCUCCAGCGCCAGCUGCGGCGGAAGGAGGAGAAGCGCCUUCAAGCGGAGCGUUGGGGUUCCACCAAGGAGCGGCGCCGCGCGGAGCGCAUGGCGCAGAGCCACGGGGUCGAACUUCCUAGUUUGGAAGAGGCGCAUCGGAUGAGCGUGGUGCAGCUACGUGACGCCUUAUGGAAUGCGGGCUACCCGGCCCGAGGCCUCCCAUCCCCAGCGGACGCGAGGCAACUGGCGCCGGAGGAGCUGAAAGAGCGGCUGCAAAGGGCCAAGGUACGUUUCUUGUCGCAGCUGAGCCAUGUCCUACUGAAGGCCAAGGUAAAGGGCUCGCUGGAGGAUGAUGACUGGAGCUGA